AUGGCGCCGCCUCCCAAGAACAUGCCAGUACGCCACCCACGAGAGGAAGAAGAAGUCAGUCCACUGGAGCCACCUAACAUUGAAGCUUACGUUCUACCAAGGCUAGAGAUGCGCUUUGAAACUUUCGAAGAAGCAAAGAACUUCUACAAUGUCUAUGCGAAGCACGCGGGUUUUGCUGUCACGGAAGGCCCCAAGUUUAAGACCAGAGCCUACCUUUAUUGCACGUGCUAUGAAGUCUAUGAAUCGAAGGUGUCUGAAGCAAAUAGACAGCAGAACAAGAAUACACCCAGGACUAACUGCGGGGCUAAAAUGAGGCUGAAGAAGGAAAAGGAUGGAACAUUUGUCGUGAAAGAGAUAGUCUGGGAACACAACCACAGGCUACAGCUCACUCCGCAAAUGCUUAUCUUCUUGCACUCCCACAAAAACUUUGACAAAACAAUCUUGGAGUACGUCAAGUACCUGCAGUUCAAAGGCAUUGAACACGCGCAAAUCAUGAGCAUACUGGGCGGUGAUGACCCUAGUAGCUACUUCCUCGAAAUGAAUGCCAAAGACCUGAUUAACCUGAAAGCAAAGAAUUCAAGGAUGGAUGAUGUGGACGAUGUCCUAAAGACUGUCAACUUCUUUAGGGAGAUGAAAGCUAUAAACAGGGAAUUCUUCUGUGACAUGCAACUCGAUGAGUCCGACAGAGUUAAGAACAUAUUGUGGGCGAACACUACAUUCUUUGGUUUCGCCCUGAUAAGAGAUGAGGAUGCAGAUUCAUUCAAAUGGCUGUUCAAGACAUUUUUAAGGUGCAUGAGAGGGAAGGCUCCUACAUGCAUCCUCACAGAUGCUUUCAAGAACACAAUACACAAGUUGUGCCGCUCGCACAUUAUGAAGAAGUACAGGGAACACCUCGCAUACCUGUACUACCUGCACAAAGACUUUAAGGAUGAAUUCACAUCAAUCCUCAACUGGCCCCCUCAUGCCAACUGA
Messenger RNA from Aegilops tauschii subsp. strangulata, 972 nucleotides. Its product is annotated as protein FAR1-RELATED SEQUENCE 5-like. The record is from RefSeq and is a predicted model, not a curated record. Gene Ontology annotation, biological process: regulation of DNA-templated transcription. NCBI's taxonomy places the organism in Eukaryota, Viridiplantae, Streptophyta, Magnoliopsida, Poales, Poaceae.